AUGAACAACCAGCACGAGAUCUCCGAGUCGGUCCCCGACUACCGGGGAGAGAGCCCCUCGACCCCCGACGACAAGAAGUCCUUCUCCGAGAAGGGCGAGUUUGAGGCCGCCCCCGUUCCCGCCCUCUACGAUGCCGAGAAGGCGUCGGUCAAGGAGUACGAGGUCGAGGACAUCCACAGCGGAAAGCAGUUCGACGAGCACUACUUCCCCGAGGAGGGCCAGCAGCUCACUGUCCGCGCUCUGACUGUCGGCACCCUCCUGGGAUGCGUCGUCGCCGCCUCCAACGUCUACCUCGGCCUCAAGACCGGCUUCACCUUUGGCGCCUCGCUCUUUGGUGCCAUUCUCGGUUUCGCCGCCCUCAAGUUCCUUGGCCGCGUCCUGCCUCCCAAGUUCGGUGGCGGCUUCUUCGGUCCCAAGGAGAACUGCACCGUCCAGACCUCGGCCACCGCCGCCGGUUCGCUCACGGGCAUGUUCGUCGCCGCCGUCCCCGCCAUGUACCAGCUCAACCUGCUCAGCCUGAACCCCAUGGACGACUUUGGCCGCCUGCUCUCGUUCUGCGCCGUCUCGGCCUACUACGGAGUCUUCUUCGCCGUCCCGCUGCGCAAGUUCUACAUCCUCAAGCAGAGGCUCGUCUUCCCCACCCCGACCGCCACGGCCUUCACCAUCCGCUCGCUCCACGUCCCCGGUGGCGAGGAGACGGCCAAGAAGCAGGCGCGCGUCCUCAUGAUCGCCUUUGCCGCCGCCUUCACCUUUGUUGUCGUCAACCAGUACGCCUCGGGCAUCCUCAUGGACUGGCACAUCUUCUACUGGCUCUACUCGUGGGGCUGGAAGAAAGCGCUCGUCGUCGACAACUGGGGCUGGUACAUCGAGCUAACCCCGGCCUUCUUCGGCGCGGGUAUGCUGUCCGGCAUGAACGCCUCGUUCUCGUUCUUCGGCGGCUCGUUCCUCAUGUGGGCCGUCAUCGGACCCGCCAUCGUCGCCACCGGCCAGGCCAUGGGCAAGCAGUCCAAGGUCGAGCCCCUGCGCUGGAGCUACACCAGCAUGUCGUUCGACCCCAGCAAGCAGCCCCUCAACGCCGCCUCGCCCCGUUACUGGGGUCUUUGGGUCGGUGUCCUGAUGAUGUUUGCCUACUCGUUUGCCGAGCUCGGCAUGAACGGCCCCACCAUCUACCGCGGCAUCCGCGGCGCCGUCCUCAGCACCUACGACCAGAUCCGCCGCCGCCCGGUGCGCGAGUUUGAGGCCGAGAUCCCCGACCCUGUCAAGAAGGAGGACCAGAUCCCCGGAUGGGCCUGGAUGUCCGGCCUGCUCCUCUCGAUCAUCUUCACCUGCGUCGUCUGCUGCGUCCAGUACCACAUGAACCUCGGCAACGUCAUCCUCGCCAUCGUCCUCGCCUUCCUCUUUGCCUUUAUCGGCGUCCAGUCGACGGGCACCACCGACACCAACCCCGUCGGAACCGUUGCCAAGGCCAGCCAGCUCAUCAUCGGCGGCUGCCUCCGCGGCCAGGGCAAGACCGGCAACGGCGCCCUCCUCGAGAACCUCCUCGCCGGCUCCAUCGCCUCGUCGGCCGCCGGCCACGCCGUCGACAUGGUCGGUGACCUCAAGACCGGCCACCUCCUCCGCGCCAAGCCCAAGAACCAGUUCUGGGCCCAGGUCAUCGGCUCGUUCUUCUCCAUCUUCCUCUCGACCGGCCUCUUUGUCCUCUUCGCCAAGGCCUACCCCUGCAUCAUCGACGCCAGCCUCGCCGACGAGUGCUCCUUCCCCGCACCCGCCACCGCAGCCUGGAAGGCCGUCGCCCUCGCCGUCGUCUCCCCCAAGCUCCCCGUCUCGCUCUCGUCCGGUCUCACCGCCAUCGGAUUCGCCAUCCUCGCCGUCAUCACCGUCGUCGUGAAGCACCUCUGGAUUCCUCAGCGCCACCACAAGUGGGUUCCUAACUGGAACGCCAUUGGCCUCGGCUUCGUCGUGCCGCAGACGUACUACCCCAUCGCAAUGUGCUUUGGCGCUACUUUUGCACUCGUGUGGAGCAAGAAAGGACCAAAGUCCUUCGGCUCCUUUGCCGUUGCGCUUGCGGCCGGUAUGGUCGCGGGCGAGGGAAUGGGCGGUGUCAUGAACGCCGUGCUCACCAUUGCUGGUGCUGGUGGUCUGGGUGACCCCUACGGCAGCCUGGUCGGUGUUCCCCCGUGGUAG
Molecule: messenger RNA, 2184 nt
Organism: Pseudozyma flocculosa PF-1
Lineage: Eukaryota; Fungi; Basidiomycota; Ustilaginomycetes; Ustilaginales; Ustilaginaceae
Exons: 1
Coding region: 1-2184 (727 amino acids)
Cellular component (GO): fungal-type vacuole membrane
Molecular function (GO): oligopeptide transmembrane transporter activity
Source: RefSeq, a predicted model, not a curated record